UUCAGAAACACAAGCAUUACUCAAAUUCAAUAGAGCCACAAACACUUUACCUUUCCCAAAUUCCACCACAGCCGGCCUAGUUAUUGACCAUGUUUCUCGAGCUACUACUAGCCUUAGCCCUUUUCUUGCUCCCCUUGCUUUUCCUCAUUCUCAAAUUUUCCGGCAACCCGGAAACAGGCAACAGCAAGCUCCCAAAAUCAUACCCAAUAAUCGGUUCAUUCCCAGCCCUCUACAAGAACCAUGCCAACAGACUCGCAUGGUUCACUGAGCUUCUCCAGAACUCUCCCUCGGCCACUAUCUCUAUUCACCACCCUUUCGGCCGACACUCCGUCGACACCGCCAACCCCACUGUGGUUCAACACAUCCUCAAGACAAACUUCCCCACCUACCAAAAAGGCGAGUCAUCCCGUCAAAUUCUCCAGGAGCUCCUCGGCGACGGCAUUUUCAACGCUGACGGUGACAACUGGAAGUUCCAGAGGCAACUCUCCAGCCACGAAUUCAACACCAAGUCGCUGAGAAAAUUCGUUGAAGACGUGGUUGACAUUGAACUCUACGACAGGCUCGUACCCAUUCUAUCCAAAUCUUCUAGCGAGCGAACCAUUCUUGAUUUCCAAGACAUUCUCCAAAGGUUUGCCUUCGACAACAUUUGCCGAAUCGGGUUUGGCUACGACCCUGAGUAUCUCCUUCCUUCUCUGCCGCAAGCUAAGUUCGCGGUGGCGUUUGAUGAUGCGGUCGAGAUCAGCAGCGAGAGGUUCGGCUUCCUGAGACCGGUGUGGAAAAUCAAAAGAGCUCUUGGAAUCGGCUCGGAAAGCCGUAUCAGCAGAGUGGUCUCCGAUGUGCGUGAGUUCGCCAACACCAUUGUCAAGCAAAAGAAGAGAGAGAUGGACGAGAUGAAGACCCUGGAGUCUCACGAUCUGCUGUCUCGGUUCUUGGGCUCCGGCCACUCCGACGAGAAGUUCGUCACCGACAUCGUCAUCAGCUUCACCCUCGCCGGAAGAGACACGACCUCAGCUGCUCUGACCUGGUUCUUCUGGCUAAUCUCAAACCACCCAAACGUCGAGAGCGAAAUUCUCAAGGAGAUAGAAGAGAAAUCGGAGAAGGGAGCCGGAUAUGAUGAAGCGAAGGAGAUGGUGUACACACACGCGGCGCUCUGCGAGAGCAUGAGGCUGUACCCGCCGGUUCCGAUCGACAGCAAAGAGGCGGUGAACGACGACGUUUUGCCGGACGGGACUAAAGUGAAGAAGGGGAUGGCAGUGUCGUACCAUGUUUACGCGAUGGGGAGGAUGGAGCAGAUAUGGGGCAAGGACUGGGCAGAGUUCCGACCCGAGAGGUGGUUGGAGCGUGACGUGGCGGCGGACAAGUGGAGGUUCGUGGCGAAGGACUCGUUUAGCUACCCGGUGUUUCAGGCGGGGCCGCGGAUCUGUUUGGGGAAGGAGAUGGCGUUCUUGCAGAUGAAGAGGGUGGUUGUUGGGGUUUUGAAGAGGUUUAAGGUGGUGCCGGAGAAAAGAGAGAAUGGAUUAGAGCCGGAGUUUGUUGCUUACCUUACAGCGAAAAUGAAGGGUGGGUUUCCGGUCACCGUUGUGGAGAGGGUUUAAGGAUUUGACUCUGUGUGUGUUGAGCUAAGACUAGUCAAAUCUGAGCUUCCCGCCAUUUAGUUGAUUAUUAUAUCUGAACUUUAAGGUUUAUUUAUUUAUUUAUUUUUUUAAUGAAAAAUAAAAUUUUAUAAACAUGUACGUACAUUAA
Messenger RNA from Rosa chinensis, 1743 nucleotides. RefSeq names its product cytochrome P450 94A2. NCBI's taxonomy places the organism in Eukaryota, Viridiplantae, Streptophyta, Magnoliopsida, Rosales, Rosaceae. Bases 90 to 1595 code for a protein of 501 amino acids. Gene Ontology annotation, molecular function: heme binding; iron ion binding; monooxygenase activity. The transcript has a single exon. The record is from RefSeq and is a predicted model, not a curated record.